AUGGCUUUGUGUUCUCACUGCCAAACCCUCGACUUCCGCUUUGUUGGAUACUAUCGCCCUGAAUUAGACUACCCAAGGGUCGCGCUUGCCACGGACGCUGAACUGUCAAAUCAGGAGGAGCAAGAGGGAGGAUCAGAUUCAUCAGCAACGCUCAAUGUAGGCAAAAACGAAAUCGACGGGGACGAUCAUGAGACUGUGAUCGAACGCGAGCACGAUGAAGAAUUGUCCGCAGCUUCUGACACUAGCUCCUCUCGAGGGACCCCGGGCAACGAAGACCUUUCGCUGCGAGAAGUUCUCGAUCGCGAGGACGUUUGCCUGUUUUGCAGACAGAUCUCGUCUCUGUUCAGAACCUGGUCGAAAAGGUUCUGGCCGAACCCGACCAAAACGGACCUAGAUAGUGGCCAAGUUUCGUUUUCCGGAGAGGGUUCCGAUGUUGUGGACGAGGCUGCACAUACAAGACACGAUGGUACCCUCUGUGUGGCAAAUGUGUCGGUUACCCUCAACCGUUGCCAGGACGGAGCUGUUAUGCAUUACCAGCGAACUCGGGAGCAUCCACCUACCGUUACAGAGAUAUGCGACCAACUAGAACCGUCAAAUGUUGGUGCCAAGCAAGGGAAUACCUCCGUAUGGCUGGAUCUAGAACCAUAUUACGGCCGCAUACGGCCGCCUGAGAUCGACUUCCGUUUGCUGAGAGAAUGGAAACGAAUCUGCGACAACGAUCAUGGAGAUUCGUGCGGUCUGACGUCUAUCCACGCCAAGCGACGCCCCGAUAUGAUCCGCUGCAUAGACGUCGAUGCAAUGUGUAUUGUCGAACUGCGGGAUGCGGGAGCCAAGUGGGUGGCCCUGAGCUACGUCUGGGGUAAACGGACUUUCGAAGUUUUGAAGAAGGAUUCUUUGGGGUCGCUGCGAUGUCCUGGUGCUUUGGACCCCUCGUGGAUACCUGAUACAAUCUUGGACGCUAUCACCGUCACGCGCAUGAUAGGGGAGAGAUACCUCUGGACCGACAGUCUCUGCAUCAUCCAAGACUCGCCUCAAGACAAGGCAACCUUCAUCCCCCUCAUGGACGUCAUAUACGGACUGGCCUCAAUGACCAUUGUCGCCCUGUCCGGAGAAGGCGCAUACGACGGGCUCCCGGGAGUUCGCUCGUCGUCGCGAGCCUCGGCAGAAGGACCUUUCUUCUUGAACGGGGUGUGGCUACAGAGAGCCCCGCCCCUUGACGGGUUGGGAUUCACCCCGGCGGAUCGAAGUCGAAGCCGAUAUAUGACGCGCGGGUGGACUUUCCAAGAGAUAUUGCUAUCCCGCCGGCUGCUGAUAUUCACACCAGAGGUGGUGUUUUGGGAGUGUCAAUCGGCUACCUGGCGCGAAGACGCCAACUGGGAGAUUCUGGAUCCCGUUAACCGUGGCCUCACUCUCUUUCGCAACAGUGUUUUCGGGUUUGAGCACGAGGGCAUUCAUGUCCCCAAGGCCGAUCCGGAGUCUUUCAACCGGAUGUAUCAGAGCUUGGUAUCUGACUAUGGCCGAAGGGAGUUGACUUACGAUGGAGAUGGUCUAGCUGCCAUCGAGGGGAUUCUGGCCUCGAUCGAGCUCACCAGUGGGAUUGGCUUCGCCUGGGGGCUGCCGAAGCCAUAUCUGGGCGUGGCAAUUACAUGGCCGACAGACAACAAUGCCAGCAGGGUCCGCAGGCGCAAAGCGACCUACAUGAUGGUCACCAAGCAUGAUACGAUAUAUGUCCCGUACCCGAGCUGGUCAUGGGUGGGGUGGAUAGGCCCGAAUCUGUUCGCCGACCUGUUUGGACAUCUGGCGGGGGAACACGCCGGUUUGGUGUUUUACAUGCUUGACGGCGAGAAGGACCGCCUCGUCGUCAUUGAACAGAACCAGGAGUUCAUCAAGAUGGAAAGCAGCAACCGACCGCACCGCAGGGCGCCACCGACGUGGAGAGAAGAUGCCUUUCGGGAGGUGUCUAUGAAGCAGGUCCCGCAAUCGCUGCUCGUCCCGGAGUUAAGACCAGCACUUUUGAUCUUCUGGACUAGUUGCUGCACCUUGAUGUUGGACCAUAACAUGACAAGGUCGGAAGUACGCCAGGAAGAGGGAAAACUAGACGGAGGAGACGAAGAAGAGGAGGAUGAAGAGGAUGCAGACGAUGAACAGUCCGAACGGGUUCAGAUGUUAUGUGAUCGCAGAGGAAACAAGGUGAGAGUAGUGUGGGAUCAUUACCCCAAUCACCUGACUACUGCAUCUGAUGAAGCAGAGUUGAUCGUCGUUGGACGAAGCAGUACGGAGUAUGCCAGACCUCGAAGUGAGUUGGUUGCUUAUAUGGUGGAGAAGCAUCCCUCAGGCGCAAGGACUCGAGUAGUGACUGCCACAGUGGCCGAAGAGCAAUGGAAUGCUUUGGCAGAUAGGAGAUGGGAGCUUGUAUUCCUGCUGUGA
Molecule: messenger RNA, 2427 nt
Organism: Colletotrichum gloeosporioides
Lineage: Eukaryota; Fungi; Ascomycota; Sordariomycetes; Glomerellales; Glomerellaceae
Exons: 1
Coding region: 1-2427 (808 amino acids)
Source: RefSeq, a predicted model, not a curated record